AUGUCUCCCGUCGUGCAACGCGCACACACGGUAAAAAAGCUACUCGAAGAGGACAUCGCAGGCCUGAAGCCAUACUCAGCGCCGCAUUCCGAAUGUGCAGUGGAAUUCCAACUCGCGACCUCUGCUCGGUCGCUGAGCAACGACGACAUGCAAGCGUGUCUUGACCUCGUAGAGCAGACGUCGGGCGCCGACUACCGGGCCUCCAGCAUCGGGUGGAACACGCGCAAGAAGCGAGAGGAGAUGCUCGACAGCGAGAUGUUGUACCUGCUCGUGCGGCAAAGCGGCGCCGAGACCGUUCCCAAUCCUAGCACCAAACGCCCUAUCCUCGGCUUCCUCUCCUUCAUGUUCACAUGGGACGACCCGCCGUACACGGACCGCGAAGUCGUCUACAUCUACGAGAUCCACCUGGCGCCCCAACUGCGCAGCCGGGGUCUGGGCUCGCGCCUUGUAGCAUUUGCCGAGGCGGCUGCGCGCGCAUGUGGAAUCGACAAGGCGAUGCUGACGGUGUUUACGGCGAACGCGCGGGCAAAAGCCAUGUACGAGCGGUUAGGGUACCAGAAGGAUGCGUGUAGUCCGGCUGAUCGCAUGGUAAGGAGUAAGGUGAUUCGGGCGGAUUAUGCGGUUAUGAGUAAGAUUGUGGGGAAGUACGUAAGUAGUGGGGAUUAG
Messenger RNA from Exserohilum turcica Et28A, 666 nucleotides. RefSeq lists its product as uncharacterized. Bases 1 to 666 code for a protein of 221 amino acids. Gene Ontology annotation, molecular function: histone H4 acetyltransferase activity; histone H2A acetyltransferase activity; protein N-terminal-serine acetyltransferase activity. The transcript is spliced from 2 exons. Gene Ontology annotation, cellular component: nucleus. The record is from RefSeq and is a predicted model, not a curated record. NCBI's taxonomy places the organism in Eukaryota, Fungi, Ascomycota, Dothideomycetes, Pleosporales, Pleosporaceae.